Molecule: messenger RNA, 3926 nt
Organism: Labrus mixtus (cuckoo wrasse)
Lineage: Eukaryota; Metazoa; Chordata; Actinopteri; Labriformes; Labridae
Gene: tbc1d10c
Product: TBC1 domain family, member 10C
Exons: 10
Coding region: 116-3751 (1211 amino acids)
Source: RefSeq, a predicted model, not a curated record
GAGAGAGAGAGAGAGAGAGAGAGAGAGAGAGAGAGAGAGAGAGAGGAAGUUCAUCGCUGGAGGAUCACACACUUCUCCCCGCAACCAGCGAUCAAACAUGACGGAAAUGUAAAAGAUGUUCAGUCCAUCCAGUCCAACCCAGAAGAUCAGUGAAGAGGCCUCCUCUGGAUCUGAUGAAGGAUCAGAGGUUGGCCUGGAACCUGAGACAGACCGGUUUGGAUUCAUUUUGACCAAUGGAUCCACAGCUGGGUGUGUGGGCCCACCGCCUGGGCUGGUCAGGCAGAGGGAGGCCAAAUGGAUAAGCAUCAUCAGCCAAUGGGAUCACAUCUUGUUGAAGAAGACUAAUAAGGUCAGAGUGCAGUGUCAGAAAGGCAUCCCGGCCUCUCUCCGAGCAAAGUGCUGGCCUCUACUGUGUGGAGCAACUGACAUGAUGAAACAAAACGAAACUCUCUACCAGGCAAGAAACCUGCACGCUGUCACUGUGGUGAAUGUUUUCAGAUCAGCAGCUACAACAACCACAGAUGUGGAGUCCAACGAUGUUGUUUCUACAUCUCACUCAGUGUCUCUGGACUCACAGCCUGCUCUGCAGAGCUGGGUGGAUGUGAUCGAGAGAGACCUGGACCGACAGUUUCCGUUCCAUGAAAUGUUCCUCUCUAAGGAUGGACAUGGGCAGCGUGGUUUAUUUCGGGUGUUGAAAGCUUACACUCAGUACCAACCAGAGGAGGGUUACUGCCAGGCACAGGGGCCUGUGGCUGCCGUGCUGCUGAUGAACAUGCCAGCCGAGGAGGCAUUCUGGUGUUUGGUGCAGAUCAGUGAGCGGUACCUGCCGGGGUACUACAGCCCGCUGCUGGAGGGAGUCCUGUUUGACGCUGCCAUGCUAACCUGGGUCUUGAAAAGGACAUGUCCAGCUGCACAUAAACACCUGCAGCAGCACGGCGUGGAGCCGCUCAUGUUCACCACAGACUGGCUGAUGUGUCUCUUCACACGCCACCUGCCCUUCAACACACUGCUGCGAGUUUGGGACCUCUUCUUCUGCUUUGGCGUGCGGGUGCUGCUCCAAGUGGCGGUGGUGCUAGUGCGUCGGGUGCUGGGCCGGGCCGAGCAGAGAAGGCAAUGUGAUGGCCAGAUGGAGACUCUGGAGAGGCUGAGGGGAGUCAGGGAUCAGAUCCAGGAGGAAGAUGACACCUUUAUAGCAGAGGUGUGCUCAGUGCAGCUAUCAGCCAAAGAUCUGGAGAAACAAACUGAGAAGCAGUUAGUAAAGUGGAGGAAGGACAGACCCUCAUCCUCCUUCGACCCCAGGGGUCGCUGCCACGGAUACCGUAUGGCGUGGGCGCAGGCUCAAUACACAGAGGUAGAACAGGACAAGAGAGAGAGAGAGAAAGGGAACCUGUCUCUCCCUCUUGCUCGCUCGGCCUCCACUCUCUCCCUGUCUCCUUCUUUGCUUCAGAAGUGGAGGAAAGGCGGGAAAGGCAACACAAGAGAGUGGGAAGGCGGUGGUAAAGUUGUGAGGCAUCUCUCGAUGGGAGCAAAGGAGGACUGCAGGAGCUGGUCUGAGUUACAUUUCAAGAAAGUGAAAGAGGUUCAGGAGGAGGAGGACGAAGACAUAGUUCCAGCUGAAUGCAAAAAACAAAGCGAGUCCGAUCUAAGCGGACAAAUUGCACAAAAAGAACUUUUGGAAGUACCUGAAAAAAUUGACAUAAUCCAAAACAUACCAGCAGAGCAUGAAGAAGAAACAGUGAUAUUUAAAGAACAGGCUGAACACUCUGGAGAGAGAAUCAAUGAAGAGGAGAAAAGUCACGUCAGAGAGACAGAGCAAAGUAAACUGCUUCUAGAACAAACAGGAGCACCACCAAGAAGUCCAGCAAAACCCCAGAGUGCUGGAAAUAUUCUUAACCCCUCUGAAGACAGGCCCCACGAUCAGCAGUGUCGCAGAAGCGCACACCAAGAAACUGAAGUAAAAGAGGGAAACAAUGAGACGGCAAAACAAACAGCAGAGAGUGAACAACCAGCUGCUGUGGAGGAUAGUAAGACGGAGAUCCAGAAAGAUGAUGAUGCAGAGACAAACACAGAGGUGGAGUCAGGAGGAAGUGCCGAUAUAAGUGAAGAACAGAUGAUUCAGUCUGACAUGAAACCAGAGGAGAGCUCAGAAACUGAAGAUGUGCAACAGGCGAAGGCGGGAAGAGUCACAGAAGUGUCCGAAACAACGAAUGAGACAAGCCCAGGCUCGGAGACAGACAGUGGAGACGAAGCUGAAACUGUUGAGGAUCCUGUUUUUGAGACGGAGAUGCAUCAACAACAAGAGGGAAUCACGGAGAAGGAAAACAGCUCGCAGGAAGAUGCAUUUCAAGGCAAACACCUCUGCAUUGAGUUAUUAGCAGAGGAAGACGUAAAAGAAGAGUCCUGCUCUCAUGCAGAGACAGAAACUGGUGGGCUGGCAUAUAAUCCAGAAAGAGUAGAAACAACAAAUUCAGAACAAGUAGAUUCAGAAACAGAAACAUUAAUUCUGUGUUUACCUGAAUGCAUCGAUUCAAAAGAAGGCACUGAGUUAGAGGCUAAUUCAGACACUGAAGAGAAAACGGCAGCCAAUAAUGACACAGUGACAGACACAGGUGAAGCAUUUGCUGAUAGUUCAGAGAAAGAGUGUGACACUAUUGCGUGUGAACAUUCAAAAGAAGAAAUUUCCGCUUCAGACUCGGAGGAAAAGCUUGAUAACAAUCAAACACAAGCAGAGGAAACAACAGCAGACAGUCGAAUGAAUGAGGAGUGUGCCGACUCCUUAAGACCUCUAACAAAUGCUGAAAAGGUUCAUCUCACAGCUGAGGUUGAUGAGAAAACAAGUCCAUCGGACAAUACAUCUUUGGAGGAACCUGCACCUGAAGAACCGGUCUGUGUCUCUAUGGAGGAAGAAAGUGCAGAAACUGUUGAGGAAAACACAGCAGGAGGGGAAGAUGUCUUUGGUUCUACAGACUCUGAUAGGAACCUUCAAAUCCAAGACAGAGAUUCUCACGUUGCCGAAGACGAGACCGAGCCGAGUCACAGCGGCCAGACACAAGCCUGCGAGCGUCACAACAGUAAGUCUUCUGGCGAUUUAAACGUCUUCAAGUCACCUGUCUCGCGCAGGUCCUGGUUGGGGCGCCGGCUGUCUGAAGAUCUCUUCGUCAUGCCACAGAAAACCAACCAGUCACAAUCAAUAACCAAUCACCAAGAAGUCAAACCCGCUGAAUCAAAACCCAAUCCGAUAGCUGUAAACCCAACACAAGAAGCCCAAGAAGUCACCUCGUCACUGCCUGCAGAAGUUACUAAGGGGACUUGCGCCCAGGGGGGACGGCAGCCGUCCGACCCCCCUAAACGUUUUGGUCUCUUCCGCAGACUUAAAGGAGAGCAGUCAAACAAGGCCAAGGCAAAAGGGACACCAAAAAUGCAAGUGCCCAAAAUCCUAAUUCAGGACUUUAGCGAUGGCACAGAGAUGGGGAAACUGGUUAAAGAUGAGGAGCAGGAGAAUCUAAGCUCCAGGGAAAGGAGGAGGCGGCGGAGGGAGCAGGAGAGGAAGGAGAAAGAGGAGGAGAGGCUGAGAAAGAAGAGAGAGAGGGAGCUGGAAAAAGAGAGGGAGCGAGAAAGGAGGAGACCAAAGACGAGUGGAAAAAGUUUCCCGGUUCACAGAAAAAAGGGGAGCACUGAUGAAGCUCAACCUGCAAAGACUGGAUCAGAGACGCUCGGAUGUACUUCUCCUUACGCUCAAUCUUACUUUUGACAGGACAUUUUUUAGAGGCUUUUUUCAAAUCUGUGAAGUGACGAGAAGGGUUUUUUUUUUUUUUUUAACAGAAUGGACGACACAUUGGUUAAUGUUCAGAGAUUCAUCAUCCUAAUUCUUUGAUACUUGCACUUCUUGACAUGUAAAUAAAUAAAUAAGUUUUAAAACUUUGAAA